This is a messenger RNA of Closterium sp. NIES-65, 2877 nucleotides long. NCBI's taxonomy places the organism in Eukaryota, Viridiplantae, Streptophyta, Zygnematophyceae, Desmidiales, Closteriaceae. The record is from the annotation of a GenBank genome assembly.
AUGGCGGUGAGACACUUUAUUGAGGGGCUGGGAGACAAAGGCCUGAGGGAGAGAGUGCUGGGAGGAAGGCCAAUCUCUGUGGAGGCGGCUGAGGAAGCUGCUAAGUACUUUGUGUCCUAUUCGUUACCAAUGGGGAUAGAGCCGGUGGUGGAAGCUGCUAAAGAGAAGGACCUGGUGAAUAAGGAGUCCGAGGUGGAUAAGAUCACCAAGCAGCUGGAGAAGCUGAGUAUCCAGUUAGCCCAGAUGCAGCAGGGAAGGGGAGGCGGCUUACUCCAUAGGCCAGCAGUAGGCAGAUUUAAGUGUUACCAGUGCGGGAAGGAGGGGCAUAUGGCUCGGGACUGCACCCAAAAGGGGCGGGCGGCGCUGAACGUCAUGCAGCAGGUCCUAGAGGGAAAAGCCCCGACUAUAGCGGAAUUUCUUAACGGGGAAGAGGGAAAGCUGGAUAUGCUGGUCGGACCUCGGAAAAGGCAGGCGGUUCGGGACCCGGAAGGAUGGGGAAUAGACGAGGCAAGGGAGGAGUUGAGGAAGAAGCUGGCACAGACGGGUGGGGCUGAGGAAGCAGCUAAGGGAUCCCGGUUCGUACGGAGGCCACGGGUAUCCGCCCUACCCAACUCAUAUAAUGUGGUGGACCGGCUGAAACUCACCCCCGUGAGCGUCAGCGUCUGGAAUUACAUAAGCGACAGUGACAAGGUGAGAAAAGGGUUGUUGGAUGCUCUGAAGCUGGCUGAGGAUAAGGGGAAGGAGGACGGGGCAGCCGCCAUGCAAGGGGUUUCGAUAGUGGCAGCUGCUCCACGGGAGUCUAGGCAUGAGGACCCGAUCCCCAGCAACCUAGUCUUCCAAGUCCCCCAAUGCGAUGUCCACCUAGGCAAGCAUCGUCUGACUGCUAUAGUUGAUUCCGGUGCGUCCCAAACGGCCCUGUCUCACGUCAUCGCUAGGAAGUUAGGGCUGCUACCCUACCUCCAGGACACCACAAUAGAGUAUACCACCUCUAGUGGGGAGACGUCGAAGCCGUGGGGGAUUUUGCCUGACGUGCCGGUGCGGGUGGGGAAGCUGACCCUCCCAAUCGACAUAGCAGUGACCGGGGCGAACACCUAUGACAUGCUGCUAGGACAUGACUGGAUCUAUUCGGCUAAUGCAGAUAUCAUGACCAGCAAAUGGCAGAUAGUGUACCGGGUCAAUACCAAAGAGACAGAUUCGGUCCCUAUCACUACUGGACCCGUGGGCACGGGUAGCCAUCCCUCUUGUGUGUCCCUCCCGCCCCAAACACCCCACAGGAAUGAUACCAAGCCUCCUCAGCAUUGGUCCGGGAUGAAUGAGAAGGAGUUCCAGCGGUGGCUAGAGGAGAAGCAGCUCCUCCUAGCCAAGGAGCAGGGGCGCAUCCGGCUGACGGAGGAGGAGGCGGACUGUUGGGCAUGGGUCCAGGAGGAAGAGGAGUUGGAUCGGGCGGAGUUGGAAGCCCUAGAACUCAAGGAGCAUGAGUUCGAUGAGGAGCUCGGGGCAGACGGGCUCGAUGGCAUACCCGAGGCUGUGGAGGAAAAGGGGGAAAUCACGGACCUAUUGGAAGGGGAUUCGAUGACGGACGGGGAAGAGUACCUGGUGGAGGACAAGGAGGAAGGGGAGCUGGCUUACGAGGGGAAGGGGCACCGGAUCAGUCCGGACUACCUAUUCGCGCUAUUCAAUUACCCGGCAGCUGAGCGGUGGCAAUACUUGGCAGCCGAAAAAGGGGAUGAAGGAAGGAUAGUUCUCGGUAGUUAUUACAGCCUCAAAAAGGAGGCCACUCGAGUUGCCUGCCCUGCCUUUGAGGACCUGCCGGUGUCACUUAACCAUGAAUUGGGGAUGGCCCAACAGACGGACCUGAGGAAGCUGCUGGUAGAGUAUCGGGAGGUCUUUGCCACAGAAGCAGAACCGUUGGGCACCCACCCCACCGUCCUUCAUCACAUUGCCACUGGGGAUGGGGUGAAGCCGGAUGCGGGAAAGGUGGAGGCGAUUAGUAUGAUGGCGGCACCGGUGGAUGUGAGAGGGGUCCGGGAGUUCCUGGGGUGCACCAGUUACUACCGGCGGUUCAUAAAGGGGUAUGCGAAGGUGGCGCAUUCCCUCACGCAGCUGGUGCACAAGGACAACCCAUUUGAGUGGACGGACAAAUCUGGGGAAGAAAGCAGCAGCUCGGUUGAUGGGGAAGGGGACGGAGGGGAUAGUGGUGAGGAGGAAGGAGACGAGGUGGACGGCCGUGAACCAGAGGAAAUGAAUAGCAAUACGGAGAAGCGGGAUGGGGAAGAAGAAGGAGAAGUCGGGCAAGCCGGAUCCGAAGAGUCUGAUGAUGGAGAUGGGGAUGAAGGGUUGGGAGAAGAGGGCGAUGAAACAGAUGGAUCCAGAGAAGGGGAUGGUGAGGACGAAGAGGAGGAAGAGGAGGAGGAGGCGGACAAGGGAGACAAGGAGAUGGUGGCCCCAAGGGUUCCAAAGGACGCUAAAGGGGGCAUUGGUGAGACCAACCCAUUUGAAUGGGAUGAGAACAUCUGCUGGGUCUUGUUGGGGUACCGGGCCUCCAUUCAUUCCUCCACCGAAUUCUCCCCCUUUUUCUUGCUCUAUGGCCGCCACCCCAACAUCACGGGUAGUACCUUGACGGAAUGGGAAGUAAAGGAGCUGACCGAGCUAUCCACCGAGAAGGAAGCCGAUGCAGCAGCUGGAAUUAUCUAUGAAAGGUCCUCAGAGAUGGAGCUGGCUCUGGCAAAGGCAGCUGAGAACCAUGAUAAGGCACAGGAGAAGGAGAAGGUCGACUUUGACCGACGUCGAACCCUCCUGGAGCCGAUCAGGAUAGGGGAUUUCAUUCGGAUCAAACCGACCAAGAGGGUGGCUUGGGCGGACCAGGACCGGAAAUAA